Molecule: messenger RNA, 1452 nt
Organism: Apis cerana (Asiatic honeybee)
Lineage: Eukaryota; Metazoa; Arthropoda; Insecta; Hymenoptera; Apidae
Gene: Rpn13
Product: regulatory particle non-ATPase 13
Cellular component (GO): nucleus; cytoplasm; proteasome regulatory particle, lid subcomplex
Molecular function (GO): endopeptidase activator activity; proteasome binding
Source: RefSeq, a predicted model, not a curated record
UUUUAUAUAAGAUUGGAAAUCUUUUAAUACGCCAUUUUAAAGUGCAGUGUCAUCAGCGCGCCGUAUAACGUAAAUUAACCGCGUGUAGAGUUUUAAUAUAUUUAUCAAAACAAAAAAGGCAAAAAAUUUUUAAAGGACCAAGCAUGUCAGGAGGAGCACUUUUUGGAAAUAAUGCUUCACGCAGUACUCCUAAAAAUUUAGUUGAAUUUAAAGCAGGAAAAAUGACUAUGAAAGGAAAGAUGGUUUAUCCAGAUAUUCGAAAAGGCCAACUUUACGUUUAUCAAUCUGACGAUUCAUUAAUGCAUUUUUGUUGGAAAGAUCGUGUAUCAGGAUAUGUUGAAGAUGAUUUAAUUAUUUUUCCUGAUGAUUGUGAAUUUAAACAUGUUCCUCAGUGUAAAACUGGAAGAGUAUAUCUUUUACGAUUCAAGUCAUCCAACAAAAAAUUUUUUGUUUGGCUCCAGGAUCUUAAAACAGAUAAAGAUGAAGAAUAUUGUAGAAAAAUUAAUGAAGUUCUAAAUAAUCCACCAACUCCUGGAUCGCAAAGAAGUGGCAGUACAAAUCCAGAAGGAGAUCUUCAAAAUUUAUUGAAUAAUAUGUCACAACAACAAUUAAUGCAGUUAUUUGGUGGUGUAGGUCAAAUUGGUUUAGGUAGUUUAUUGGGUACAAUGAAUAGACCUCAAGGUGUGCAAAGUACUAGAGCUUCUACAACAACAGCAUCAACUCGAGUUACUACAAAUACUUCAAGACCUACUACACAAAUGGUAUCUUCAUCAGCAUCUGCUAAUGAUUCUCCUAAAACUAAUGGUGAUAAUAAAUCAUCAUCACGAACAUCAGAUACAUCAACAUCUGGAUCAACAACAAAUACAACAAAUAAUAAAAUUCAACUUAGUGAUUUACAAAACUUUUUAUCAGAAAUUCCAACAACUACAGGAACAGAAUCUAUUGUUCAGAGGGGAGUAGCAACUGAGCUGACCAAUGCCAUCCCUGCGGCGAUUUCUGCAACGGAAAACUUGGAGCGUGCAAUGAGCCCGCACUUACCACCAGGGGAUCACCUGUGUACCACGCUAGUGUCUCCCCAGUUCUCCCAGGCGCUAUCAAUGUUCUGGUCUGCUUUGCAGUCAGGCCAGGCGGGACCUGUCAUCCGUCAAUUUGGCUUGGGCCCAGAUGCUGUCAAUGCUGCAGCCAGUGGAAACAUUGAAGAAUUCGUCACUGCCCUCGAGUCAGAAGCUAAAAGUGGCCAAGAACAAACACAGCAAGGACAGGAGGACAAAAAUACUAAACAAGCUCCACCAACAUCUAGUCCUGAUAAGAAAGGUGAUGAUGAUGAAGGAUUAGAUUUAGAUUAAAAACAGAACUUAACAAGUCUGAUUUUCACUUAUAUUUUCAUUUAGAAGAUAUACAAUAUGUAUCACAUUAUAAUCAUUUAUGUGUAAUAAAUAAUUCCUGAAAGAA